Molecule: messenger RNA, 1508 nt
Organism: Cherax quadricarinatus
Lineage: Eukaryota; Metazoa; Arthropoda; Malacostraca; Decapoda; Parastacidae
Source: RefSeq, a predicted model, not a curated record
AUGCCGUGGCAUCCCUCCUUGCCCUCUCCCCCUGAUGACGCUUCUAGUGUUAAAUUUCAGUAUAUAUUUGACCAUUUUGACUGUGUUCAGGUCACCAGCUUGACAGCAGAGGUGCGUCGAGUGCGUCAGCAGAUCGAGGAGACGGCAGGCAAAGGAGCUGAGAAAGAUAGAGACUCCCAACGCACUGUCUCUCAGCUGGAGUCUGAGGUGCGGUCAGCUGAGGAGGCAGUUGAAGCCUUGGAGAGGGAACUUAGACAAGCUGAGGACACUCUCACAGAGAUGAAGACUUCUACACAGGAGUUGUUUGAUCUUCUUCAGUGUGACGCUCAGCCUAUUGUUGCUAUUGUCGGCGGGGGAGAGAUUACAAGUGCUAGUGUGUCUGUGUACCUGUCCGUGGUGGAGCAGCGGGUACACGAACUCCUGCAGCUGCGUCAGUUCCUCCUGGCAGAGGACCAAGCCCCAGCCGCCGCCCUCGGGGAGGAUGCUCUCCACGACGAAGCCGCAGAGGGCAGAUCGUCGUCUGCCUCGUCAGCCAAGGUCGUCGUCCCUCUCGGCAAGCCCCAGUUGCCCCACACGGCCCACGUCAACGAUGAAGAGUAUACCAAUGGAGGCCCGCUGACUCACGGUGACCUCCUGGCUACCAUGCGCAAGUUUAUUCCCAACAACGACGAUAACUGAGUCAUCUGGACAGCGUCCGUCCCUAAUUUUGCCGACAACUACCACUUCUACGUUUAUAAGUGAACUGUAGAUAUGUAGAUAUAAAUCCAUAUGUGCACCUAGUUUCUAAGCCUUUUGUGUAUCCAUAUGCUCUUGCGCUACCGUCCACAGGAUGGAUAUGGGAUGCACAAUAAACUAGCCACUUCGGUGGCAAAAUCUAAAUCUAAUCUCUAAUAAUCUACUACUACUACUAUUACUGCUACUAUUACUACUAUUACUAUUGCUAUUACUACUAUUACUAUUACUAUUACUACUAUUAUUACUAUUAUUGUUACUGCUACUAUUACUACCACUAUUACUAUUAACUAUUAUUAUUACUGCUAUUACUAUUACUACUGCUACUACUGUUACUAUUACUAUUACUACUACUCUCUUCUUACCUCCACCCCCUCGCACACUGCCUUCUGGUCUUCUUUCUCUUGUCGCAUCUGUUGUGACCUGAUAGUGGUUCAGGACAGAUCGAAACGUCGUUACAACGUUUCUCUCCCAAGUGUAGUUUAUUGCUGAAAUUUUAAGGAGGGGGGUGACUUACAAGAACAGGACCGGGAAGUAAAGACACUAAGAACACUUUAUUAAGGAAACGUUUCGCCCACUAGGGGAAUGUAUCACCAUAGGAAAUAAAGAUACAAGACUGUUAUGAUAUUUUAGUUACAGCUUGUUACAGCAACUGGAGGAGCAGCCAUCUACACGCGGUGAGCUCUGGGUAUUUUGGCUGACUGUAGGUAGUCAGUCAGUGUAUAUGCUGUCUAUGCAAUAACAUCACAGUAAACAGGUGAUAUCAUAAUAUGCAA